Canis lupus familiaris (dog) is the source of this 1498-nucleotide messenger RNA. RefSeq names its product canopy FGF signaling regulator 4 (gene CNPY4). The coding region runs from base 145 to 870 and encodes 241 amino acids. Gene Ontology annotation, molecular function: signaling receptor binding. The transcript has 6 exons. Gene Ontology annotation, cellular component: endomembrane system. The record is from RefSeq and is a predicted model, not a curated record. Lineage: Eukaryota; Metazoa; Chordata; Mammalia; Carnivora; Canidae.
CCCCUUCCGAAUCGGGACUGCGCGUGCGCAUCUCAAGCCUGACUGGGUGGACGUUCCCUCCGACCCCUUCGGAAUUUAAAGGGCCCGUUGCCUUCCCGAAGUUGGUUUGAGGCAAGGGCUUGUUGGUGUUGACAGCACUUUGUCAUGGGACCGAUACGGUUGGGAAUGCUGCUUUUCAUUUUGGUUGUGUACGGCGCUUGGGUUGGGACGUCGAAGGAGGACGAUGACACAGAACGCUUGCCCAGCAAAUGCGAAGUGUGUAAGCUGCUGAGCCUGGAGCUACAGGAAGAGCUGAGUCGCACUGGCCGAUCUCGAGAAGUGCUGGAACUGGGGCAGGUGCUAGACACGGGCAAGAGAAAGAGACACGUCCCUUACAGUGUUUCAGAGACAAGGCUGGAAGAGGCCUUGGAGAAUUUGUGUGAGAGGAUCCUGGAUUACAGUGUUCAUGCUGAGCGCAAGGGUUCACUGAGAUAUGCCAAGGGUCAGAGUCAGACCAUGGCAACACUGAAAGGUCUGGUGCAGAAGGGGGUGAAGGUGGAUCUGGGGAUCCCUCUGGAGCUGUGGGACGAGCCCAGUGUGGAAGUCACGUUCCUCAAGAAGCAGUGUGAGACCAUGCUGGAGGAGUUCGAAGAUGUCAUAGGAGACUGGUACUUCCACCAUCAGGAGCAGCCCCUACAGCAUUUUCUCUGUGAAGGUCAUGUGCUCCCCGGUGCUGAAACUGCGUGUCUACAGGAAACUUGGACUGGAAAGGAAAAGAUCACGGAUGGGCAAGAGAAAACAGAAGGGGAAGAGCAAGAUCAGGAGGAGGAGGAAGAGGAAGAGAUGAUCAACACCCCAGGGCACUCCAAGCAUGACCCAGAGGAUCUUUGACCAUUGCCUUUGAGUCCCCAGGAAGAGCAGGAAUCAUGGAGAAGAGCCUUCUGAAAUCUAAGGUCCCCCUGCUCCACAUAAGGGCGUAUGUGUAUGUGUGCGUAAUCCCACCCCAGAGCUUAUAGCUGUUCUCUCCUGUCUGGUCUCAGGCAGGAUCCUGGUGGUGCAGCAUGGCACAGCUAUGGCAACAAAGGAAGGAGCAGUAGGUGGAAGGCCUGCUCCAACAGAUGAGUCCUUUGCCUGCCAUCUAGCCCCUUAAGUGUCAGGUGUGUGUGAUGACAGCAUUGAAGGCUUUCCCCUUUAAAUCUCUCUAGGACUCCCCACCCCACCAAAGGUCAGUGAAGGCACUGGAGCUGAGGGUCUUGGGAGUCACUUUGCUCUCGGGGUCUGUUGUUUUAGACCUUAAAAACUCCAGCAUGGACAUUGAUUCUCUCCGACCUAUGCACACUGCCUGCGUCUAGGAGGCUACAAGCCAACAAACCGGAGAAGGGGACACUAAUGAGGAGCGAUGUUAAGUUAGGUGGGGGUAGAUAUCUGUCUACUUCAUACUGAUUUCACCGAGGGCCCACCAUAUAGUUUCACAGGUGCCAAAUUUUCUAAUCGCUAGUAAAAAUAUUUUUAAAUAUCA